Messenger RNA from Stylophora pistillata, 5377 nucleotides. RefSeq lists its product as uncharacterized. Gene Ontology annotation, biological process: small GTPase-mediated signal transduction. NCBI's taxonomy places the organism in Eukaryota, Metazoa, Cnidaria, Anthozoa, Scleractinia, Pocilloporidae. Gene Ontology annotation, molecular function: protein binding; GTP binding; GTPase activity. The record is from RefSeq and is a predicted model, not a curated record.
UUUGUCGAAUUUCCACUAAACCCAAACAAGUUAAUUGAGUUUCUUUAUGUUCCGUACACAGAUUCUAACGGAAUAGCUCCUCCAUUUCUUCACUGCUGUAAGAGAUCUUUGAAACUACUAUGGAAUCUCGUCUUACACUUUAAUUUAUCUGGGCAAGUGGUUCGAAAGUAUUAAGACUUCCUUUCUGGUUCAUUAUUUCUCGUGAUGUUCCUUCGUUGAUGCAUAUCUGAUGGGCGAUGAGACGUGUGAAAGAAAGUAGACCUUGACAAUGAGAACAGUCAAAUGUGUGAUAGUUGGAGACGAAGAUGUGGACAAGAGAGAGCUGUUCUUACAAUACACUGCGUCGUUGAAUGCCGAAGUGGAAACAGCUAACGUGACAGAGGAAGAUGGAUCUAGCAGUGACGUCAGCAGGAAGGGUGUUCACUCGAAGGGCACAGUGCCGCAAGAAGUAUUUGAAAACGGAGACAUAGGUGUAGAGGGUGAAGACGAAUCUAACAAACGUCAUCCGCAUUUUCAAGUGAUUCACCUUAGCUCCGAAAAAGGGAGCAUAUCAAGCGUGGAAUCUCACCAGGACUCCAUCGACCAGUGGACAGGCGUGGUUACCGUAUCAGGCAAGCAUUAUCUGUUAGAUCUGCGCGACGCUCAUUGCGAAGAGGCCUAUGAUAAUAUUAGACCGGACACGUACUCUGACACGGACGUUUUUCUGGUUUGUUUCUCUGUCGUUCGCUCCAUCUCAUGGGAGAACGCUCUGAACAAAUGGAUUCCUGAAAUUCGACUGCACUGCCCUGUAACUCCUUUCAUUUUAGUUGGUACUCAGACGGAAUGGAGAGAGCUCUGGGACGAGAGAGACGCGUCAAAGAAACCGGUUUUUCAUGUCACAGGAACCGGUUAUGCGCAGCAGGUGGGAGCCGUAAAGUAUUUAGAGUUUGCUUUAGGAGAUAAUGAAGUCAGAGAGGUUUUCAACGCAGCUGUGCAAAUCAGUGUAAUGGAUAAAACGACGUUGUCUACUUUUCAUCCAGAUUUUGACAAAGAGGGAUCGAACUUGCUCCAUCGCGCUGCUAAAUGCAAUCAUGUUCCUUCCUUAGAAGCCCUUGUUGACUUUAUAGAUGUGAAUGCCAAAGACAAAGUGUUACACACUGCGAUAGACGUAGCGAUGAAAAAAGACAGCUUAGAUGCAAUCCGUUGUCUUCUCGAGAGUGGCUGUGAGUUUCCCAACCCACCAGACCCCUGGGAAAAGCGUUGCGAGUUCUGGUUCAGUGACGAGGACGAAGAUUCGGAACAUGUCGUGAACAGCAAUAUCACCGACUUCACCCGACAGGUGACGUUUUUUUACACGACUGCGUCACGUCGCCCACUCGCAAAGAUCCUUUUGAUUGGUCAGAACGGAACGGAAGUGGCAAACUUUGUGAACGAGACCGUCCCCAUGCUUCCGGUGAGGUCACUGACUAUUUUAAAUUCAGAGGGUCCAUCUUUGUUCGACUUCUCACAGAUCCAGUCCUGCUUUGAGUCCUUAACGGUAACAAAUUGUGAUUUCGGCUCUGCAGAGCUACCAGGGACCCUAUACUCAGUAGUGAGCAUGAAAAGUUUGUGUGUCGUCAAAUGUGGCGUAUCGCGUCUGUCUGAACAACUGGGCGAGCUCAAAAGUCUGCAACGUUUGCGGUUAAGUGGCAACAAGAUAAGGAAACUCCCUGACACGAUUUCUCGGCUGCAGAAGUUGAAGUACAUACAUUGUGAUCGGAAUGCACUCGAAAACUUGCCAGACACACUUGGAUGCUUGGGCUCCCUGGAAAGUCUGGACUUGACCAGUAACAAACUGGAGAAAUUGUCUGCAUCGAUUGGCCUACUGAACAGGUUGCAAUUUCUCGGGAUUACAAGAAAUCGCCUCAAAUUCCCACCGAGUCACAUCCUGAACAAAGGAACUGAAAGCAUUUUGGAGUUUCUGAGUGGAUUCUUGGACGAUCCUGUGUCUAACAACCAAAUUAAGGUGAUUGUUGUCGGAGGAAAUGGCGUAGGAAAGACCUCACUUGUAAAGGGUUUGAGUCAUACCAAAGAUUGGCGAAUAAGCGGGGUCGGUCCGACCACUACGACUGAUGGACUCGAAAUAUCUUCCGUGAAUGUGAUGAAUUCCAAAUUGAAAGUCUUUGAUUUAGGAGGAGAUGAAUCCUUUUUCAGCUCGCAUCACUUUUUCCUGUCAGAGAACACUCUUUAUCAAGUCGUUUUUGAUAUGAGCGCUUAUACAGUCACCAAGACCUCCUGUUCAGUUUAUCAGCUUGGAAGAGUCGACCUGUGGCUUCAAAUCAUCUUUUCGAGAGCUCCAAACUCUCACGUGAUGAUUGUCGGUACCCAUGCCGAUGACCCAAAACUCACCGAUGAUAUCCGCGUGCGCAUUCGUCAAGACAUCGAGAAUCUGUUGAGCAAGUAUCGUAGCGAGCACAGACGCCAGUUUGAGGGAGAAGCUGUGCCUCACUGCGGUCUUUGCGAAUCGACCCUUGUUUGCGAGAGCACGUCUACUGGCUCCUUAUUUUAUGUCCAGGAACAAGCUGUCCCUCAUGUUCCUGGGCUUGUUCCAUCGCCCUGUAUCCCACAUGUUGUGGGUUAUUAUGAAGUCAGCUGCCAAGGCCAGUUUCCCAAACAGUUCCUCAGGUCUAAAAAUCGGAGCAUGCAAAAGUUCAAAGUAGGCGUGGGUGCUAGCGCGUCCAUACUCCUCAACACAAAGGUCAGUUCCCGAAUCCCGCAGAAGUGCCUCUACGUACGGGACAGAAUACUAGAAAUGUGUAACGCAGAAAGUGAAUUGAAAAACUGGCCACUUCUUACUUACGACAGAUUGCGUGAAAUAGCGAACGGCUGUGGGGUGAAGCAAGAUUUUAAGCUUAAGGCACUGAUGACGUACUUUCAUUCUCAAGGAGAAAUCCUCUGGUACGAAGAUAUGCCAGAUAUUGGCGAUGUGAUCUUCAUCGACCCUCUGUGGCUGUCCAAACAGAUGUGUCUUCUCGUCAGGUCACCUUCGGGCGCGAGUUCGGGUUUGGACGGAAUAUUACGAAUCGACAACCUAGCGAAAACUUGGCCUGACGUUCCUGAAGGACAACGCUUUGCCAUGUUGACUUUGUUCAGAAAUGUAGGAUUGUGCUUUCCGUUGUCGAAAACUGAAGAUGUGGUUCCCUUCCAGUUACCGAUUGGGAGAGCAGACGAGGACACCUGGCCGACGAAGCCUUCGGAUAACCAACGACAGGUCAGCUGUGAGUUCCAUUUUAGCUUCCUUCCUCCAACCUUCUUCAGCGACCUGACGAUUGCCAUUAACAGGAGGAAACUGCCUAACAACUUUGACGUAGAGCCCAUGUUCUUUCGCUUCCAUAUGGUGUUCGCAACGACAUCGUUGGCCAGCAUGGGUUGCUCCCUCCACUGUAAAGAGAUGUCAGCGCAUCCUUUAGCAGAAAACCUAGACGUACAUAGGGUCAGCGUCGAGGGUGUACCAUUUGAGCACAAGCUGAAGGUGGUUAUACGUGGUCCAUCUCCUUGCUGUGUACUACCUGAUGUGAGAGCUGCGAUCAAAACAGUGGUUGAUACCCGGUAUCCUGGGAUACGUUACAUCAGGCACAUCAUUUGCACCGCGUGUGAACUCGCCGGGUUCAAGAAUCCUGCGCUGUUAAGCGAACUUGUCAAAGAUGGUAGUAACUAUUGUUCGUGGGGGCACAACCUCGGUGCAGAGGCUGCUGUCAUUCGUGGAGACAUUCCCCUGGUCUCACUUCCUUCUGAGCCACCGGCGAAGGGUGUGGUCAGGCUGGGGGUAUUUUUCGACGAGGCAGGCAAGAUUCUGGAGGACUGCUAUUGUCCAAGACUCCCAGCGGUGUUCCCGAUAGGCUUUCAAAGCCCGGCGUUCAAGAAGCGGCUUCGGGUCAACUCAGCUAUCAAAGAUGGUUACUCUGUGCAUUUUUUGUGCGAAUGUCCUGGAUACUGGCAUUUUACGGAAGGACCAGGCUUCCGAAUCCCAGACAUCCGAACUUUCUUGGACGUUUUUGGAGCACGUGCGUGCAAGCUUUUGAAACUUGCUUUUAUGCUUCGAAAUGACGACGCCCCAGACGGAUCUGACCCGGGACGUGUUCCGGUGAAGAUCAUCAUGGGCGAGGCAAACCUCCAUCACGUUCUCGUCACAGACAUCCAGGAUUUGUUAGAGCACUACUUUGUGGAAUUUCCCGAACUAAAGAACAGCUACACGGGUUUCAUGCAGGAAGACUUGGAAUUUGUACAGAGUUAUGAAGGGCUAAGUCGCGGAAAGAUGUGCAAACUGUUGGAGAUCUCACCUCAUUGGUGGAGAUUAGGACCCCUGAUCUGUACAUACAACAACAGAACCAAUGAACAUCUCUGGUUGUGUGAGAAGCAUGCAAUGUAAAGACGUUUGCGUGAGGACUACUAAGAAAUCGUUCAGACUGUUUUUAUUAAAUUAACUGACCUGUUACAGGUAAAUUAUCGAUCAGGUAGACUUGGAUCUAAUGGACAACGAUGAGCAAAGUUUAAUUUAGUUCAGUUUUAAUCUGAGCGUAGUCUUAAUAUAGUAGAUAACUUUGGAUUAAGAGCUCUCUCGCCUUGACGAAGUUAUCAACGUCACAUUUGAAUAAGGUGGGGGUGGGUGAGAGGGGAUGUUGGGUGUGCACACUGUGAAGAGGGGGGGGACGGUGGGGCGCACCCUGCGGAGAGGUAGAGAGUAGUGCAAUCAUAAUCACGAACUCGUCCACAACAGUCCCUCCGUAUUUUUAUAGCGUUCCUGGGAAAAGUUAUUUAUAUAUAUAUAUAUAUAUAUAUAUACGAAGAAAAAGUGCAAGGAAUACUAAACAGUUCGUAACAUCUGCAUAUUGCAAAGUCCACUAUCAAGGUUUGACUUGUAUUUCCCAUUAGUCAAUUCUCUCCCUCGCUCGCUCUUUCUCUUACCCCUCGUAGUGCUUGAAGUGCAUGAACUAGAAUAAUUAUUAAGACUUGUCAUUCGUAAAACCCAAGAUUUGUGGUAUCGAUCGCUAACGUACAGUUUAAGUUGGCUAGCGAAACUGGUGUGCCAAUUGACUACGGGCUCUAGAAAGGAGGCCUGCAAAAAGGUAUCAUUCCGUCAUCAAAGCAAUAAGAAGGCCAACCUUUAUACCGCAAGUAUUAGCCUUUUUGCGAUAAUUGCCCAUGGAUUUGUCAAUAAGAGUUAGUAAAAGGAUAGUUUUUGAAAAUAUUCAUUAAGAAUCGCUUGAAAUUCUGACUCAAAUGGUCAAAGCCACUAUUUUUGUAAAUAAGUUACAGUUUUGUGGAGAAUUGAUUGUACUUUUAUAUAUGUUACCUUGUGUAUCACCACAUAACACACGAUUGUAGAGGGAAUUUGCCACAAAAAGAAUAUUUUAAGAAA